Leptonychotes weddellii (Weddell seal) is the source of this 1328-nucleotide messenger RNA. NCBI's taxonomy places the organism in Eukaryota, Metazoa, Chordata, Mammalia, Carnivora, Phocidae. The record is from RefSeq and is a predicted model, not a curated record.
AUGACUUUUAACCAGGAAAUAUGUCCCUCUGGAAUGGACUCCAAUAGUGACAACAACUCUGGGGAUUUAUUUGUGAAACAAGUUCCUCUUCAGGAAGCUCACCUUCCAGGACAAGGAGAAUCAUUCCAAAUAGAAGAGCAAAUACCUAUUUCUCAAGAUAGACUGGGAUUUGAUUUGGAUUCAGAUGAAGAUAAAUCUGCUGAUAAUGUCUUACCUAGAACUGUAUCUGUCCGUCGGAGUUUAAAGAAACGUCUCAACAAUCUAUGUCAGUUCAAUACCUUGGAUGAUUUUGAAAUCAGUCAUUUCUCAGUGCAGCCCUUUGAAUCUGAAAGAUGUGUAGACCCACUAGUAAACAUGCACAUAACAGAAAACGUAGAACAAAGUGUUUGUCAAUGGAAUAAGGAUCAAAUUAACUUAUCACCAAAGCUGAUUGACCCAGGAAGACCUGCUAAAACAAAAGAAAACAUUUUAGAAUAUAAAUUUGAACAAACUGAAAAUAAGCACAGAGGUGCACAAGGAAGAAGAGGAGAAGAGAAAAGAAAAACUAACAGAAGGAGAAAAUCAAAAUCCGUAUCAAAGUAUAAAGGGAGCAAAAGUGAAAACAAAAAAACUGUUUCCAAAAAAAAGUUGGAUGAAUCUGUCAUUUCCAGUGAUGCUUACAAUUUUAACUUGGAAGAGGGUAUUCAUCUCACUCCUUUCCGACAAAAAAUGAGCAAUGAUUCUAACAGAGAAGAAAACAACAAUGAAUUUGAAGUGAGCGUCUAUGAAUCAAGUGGUUCAGGAGAUGAUUCUGAUGACCUCUAUUUGCCCACUUGCAAGUACAGUCAAGAUCUCUCCAGUGAAUCAGAUAGGAGCCCAGUCGCCAGGUCUCGACCUAAGAGAGCACUAAAAUACAGGGAUGAAAAAGAGAUGGAGGAUUCUAAGCUUACAAAAACUCCUAUAAGUGCACUACCUAAAACUCACCGCUCACCUCAUUGUAGCCUGAAGGAUAUCACCAAUGUCCCCUUAUAUCCUGAGGUGAAAAUCAGAAAACUUUCUCUUUCUCCAAAAAAGAAAGAAAGCCCAGCAGUGUUGCUGCCUAAGCGCAGGUGCGCAGUCAGUAUGAACUAUAAGGAACCCACACUCGCUUCGAAACUGAGAAGAGGAGACCCUUUUACAGAUUUGUGUUUCUUGAAUUCUCCGAUUUUCAAACAGAAAAAGGAUUCCAGACGCAGUUCUAAAAAAAAAAGUAUGAAGCAAAUACAGUGAAGUGUUUGUUGGAUGCUGUUUAAAUUCAUCCUAUUACACUUCCUUCUAUCUCUCCAAGGGAGAAUCUCUAAGAUAGUACA